This is a messenger RNA of Sinocyclocheilus grahami, 3626 nucleotides long. Its product is annotated as GDNF family receptor alpha-1-like. Bases 339 to 1895 code for a protein of 518 amino acids. The transcript has 10 exons. Gene Ontology annotation, cellular component: external side of plasma membrane; signaling receptor complex. The record is from RefSeq and is a predicted model, not a curated record. NCBI's taxonomy places the organism in Eukaryota, Metazoa, Chordata, Actinopteri, Cypriniformes, Cyprinidae. Gene Ontology annotation, molecular function: signaling receptor activity. Gene Ontology annotation, biological process: nervous system development.
UUGGGUUACAGCGCAACUGAACUGAACGCCACAGUGCUGUCGCGCGCUCAGACGCACCAGCAGAUCUUGAGAGCUGGAGUUUAAUUCUGCUGCCUUGCGACUCAUUUUCUGCCUGUUUCUUACAUUGUCUAUGAGUCUUAAUCCAAGAAACAUUUGCAUAUCGCUUAGUGACAGUUUUGGACCAGGUUACGGAACAUUUUUUUUCUUUUAUACCUACUCUGGAUGUACAUUGUGACCAACGAUGUUUCAAUGGACCUGAAUGAGGAAGGAUUAUCCUUUUCAUCGUCAAAACAAUAAAUUGCGUGUUUGAACGAACUUACCAACGGAUAAAAAGCGCAAUGCUCAUCGCCGCGAUUUACCUCGUUUUACCGCUGCUGGAUGUGCUGUUAUCUGCCGAGGAGUCUUACUUUACUAGCUCAAACCGGCUGGACUGUGUGAAGGCGAACGAGCUGUGUUUGAAGGAGCCGGGAUGCAGCACGAAGUAUCGAACUAUGAGGCAGUGCGUGGCGGGGAGGGAGAGCAACUUCAGUAUGGUGACUGGUGUGGAGGCGAAGGAUGAAUGCCGGCUUGCACUGGACGCUUUAAAGCAGAGCCCUUUGUAUAACUGCCGCUGUAAAAGAGGCAUGAAGAAAGAAAAGAACUGCCUGCGCAUCUACUGGGGGAUCUAUCAGCAUUUACAGGGGAAUGAUUUACUUGAGGAUUCUCCAUAUGAACCUGUGAACAGCCGGCUUUCUGAUAUAUUUCGACUGGCUCCCAUCUAUUCAGAGGGAGGGACUAGUGGCGGUCCCUGGAGCAGUCCCAUCACCGUGGCCCCAGGGAGAGGGUCCAAGGGCAGGUCAAGACCACUUGAGCCUCAAGACCCCAGUAGAAACAGGAGGGCGCACCCAAACUGGGCUAUUCUUGGUGAGCCAGCACUAGCAAAAGAGAACAACUGCCUGAACGCAGCGAAGGCUUGCAACCUAAACGACACCUGUAAGAAAUACCGUUCGGCUUACAUAAGCCCCUGCACGAGCCGAGUAUCAACAGCUGAAGUCUGCAACAAACGGAAGUGCCACAAGGCCCUGCGGCAGUUCUUCGACAAGGUGCCGCCCAAGCACAGCUACGGCAUGCUCUUCUGCUCCUGUCCUCUGGGGGAUCAGUUGGCCUGUUCUGAGCGCAGACGCCAGACCAUCGUACCAGCCUGUUCAUAUGAGGACAAGGAGAAGCCCAACUGCCUGACACUGCAAGCGUCCUGCAAGACCAACUACAUCUGCAGGUCUCGUCUGGCAGAUUUCUUCACUAACUGUCAACCUGAGCCCCGCUCUCUCUCUGGCUGUCUGAAGGAGAACUACGCUGACUGCUUGCUGUCGUACUCUGGCCUCAUUGGCACGGUGAUGACCUCAAAUUAUCUGCGUUCAUCCAAGAUCAGCGUGUCGCCAUUCUGUGACUGCAGCAGCAGUGGCAACAGCAAAGAGGAAUGCGACAGAUUCACAGAGUUCUUCACUGACAACGCCUGCCUGCGUAAUGCAAUCCUGGCUUUUGGAAAUGGGACAGACGUGAGCGUGUGGCAGCCGAUGCCCCCAGUGCAAACAACCACCUCUAUGACAACACCAUCCCAGAGGAACAGGGAUCGAGGCAGAUCACCCAACGCCAUAGAGCCAGCCACACACAUCAACCAUCUCAACCCGGCUGAGAACUCCCUCUACCAGUUCUGCGGAAGCCUCCAGGCUCAGAAGCUGAAGACAAACAACACAAUAGAUGUGUUAUGUGUGGACCCACAGAUCAAUGACCCCAGUUCCUCCAACGCCAUCUCCAGGAACUCUUCCACUCGGGAGACGUCUCUAUCAGGCCUUAGCUCUCUGCUGCUCCUGCUGGCUACCACCUUGUACUGCAUCUUCACAGUAACGAUGUUGUAGCCACCUAAGAACAUAAAACACGGACAGUCACAAUUUGUACAAAGUCGAUUGCUGUUCCUGGUCAAUCUGUUGUACUCUGUACUCUCUCUUUCUCUCUCUUAGUCCCUCCCUUCCUCUCUCUUGCUGUUCUGUUUUUUAAAGAGAUUUUCUUGAUGUUGAUGCAACGAAACAAAGUGGUCUUGGUGUACUCGAGUUUCUGUCUCUUCCCUCCUGAUUUUGCAUCGGAAGAUGAAACGUGAAAGAAAUGUGAGAGAACCUCGGAAUCAUUGCAGCAUUGUCAUGUGAUGUUGCGCCGUCUAUACAACCGCUGGUGUUUUGAGGGCCAGAAAUCAUAAGGACUCCUGUCACCGCAUAGAGAGCAUAGAAUCUUAUCUGUGCAUAUGUGCACUAUGCAUUGCUCACUGGUACACAAAGACACAGCAAAAUUGAGACCAAGACACAAUAGAACAUAAUUCCUGAGAUGUGUCACUGGCUCAUCUGUAGGUCAAACAGUCAAACAUAUCGAAAGACAUUUACAAAACAUCUAGUUGUAGAAAGUGAAAGGAGAAUUUAGAGAGAUCAAGAGUUUUUGGAUGACCAACAGGACAGUAGCUUGUCUGAAAAUACAAGAAGGAGCUUAUUUGACCAUUUUAUUCUUGUUUGUCAUGGUGUGUUUGCGUGUGGCUGCAUGUGUGAAUGUGUAAUGUUGUCUGUACAUCUGUUUGUUUGAAUGUGAGGUUGAGGUCAUGGGUUGACUGGAUGGAUAUGUCAAUAGAACUGGGGUUUCGUAACUCCUGUGUCACAGAUUACAGGAGAAAACAUAGACUGAGGCCAGUCAGCAGCAUUGAUUCUUGUGUAAUCAGACGAUGUGUCAAGGUUCUAUGUUACAAUUACAUAUAUAAGUAUCUGUAAAUUGCACAUCACCACUCACCAGACUAAACCAACAGGCAUCCGCGUAUCUAUUAAGUGUAUAUUGCCUUUCUGAUGUUGCUUUGACAGGGAUUUUCAUACUUCAACCCAAACAAAUCAUGCAAACUAGUCAUGUAUGUAUUAUAAACUGUAGCCAGUUUUUUUGUACUGUAUGUCUAUACAAAAGUUACUGAAAGAGUCAGUAGCGGUGAUCUUGCAUCACAAUUAUUUGAAAUCAGUGAGAAUUCUUUCAAAAACAUACCCAGAAGUCUUAUGAGCCAUGUGCAGUUUAACCACCUCAGAGGUACAUGUUAAAAGAGUCUAUGACAUGCUGCUUUGGUUCAUGUGGCAACUUGAACAAAAAUAAUUUAUUGUUGUACUCCAUGGUAUUUACGGGACAUUUUAAGUGCUACAUAAAAAACAUACACACACAAACAUAUAUACUUCUACAUGAACUAUGUUUAUAGAGCCUGCUAUAUUUGCAUUGGGAUCUGGUUAUUCAAUGUAUUAUCAUAUUGGAUGAGGAUUUAUUGCUUUUCUCAGUAACUAUAUAUACAGCAUAUAUUUUUGUUUAGAGACUACAGUACAAAACAGUACAAGACUUGCAUCUGUAAUUAUUUGCUGUCCUGUCCUAUAUCCCAAAUGAAGAAAAUGUAUAACAGCCAUUUAUUUACUAUAACACUAUGUUAUUGUUUCAUGGUAAGCCAAAAAGAAAGGGAAAAAAUAUGUUUUCAUUAUGAGUUUAUUUAUUGUUAUGUUGUUUUUUCUGCUGGUAAGCAGUACAGGAACUUUAAAAGUACGAACAUUAAAAAACCAAGCAUGAGUGAUGGAAAUGCAAUAAUG